CCCGGUACUCCUAACAUAUCCUCAACGAUUGGCUCUAGCACGUCACGUGAUUUGAUGUCAAAAUGGCGUCUCCGAAUGGAGCUGAGGACUUUGAGUCAUCGUUGCUGAGUUAUGAAAAGCUUGAUCGCGCUUCACCUGACCUCUGGCCAGAACAAUUGCCAGGAGUUUCAGAGUUUGCUGCUUCAUUUAAAAAUCCAAUAACAAAUUCUCCACCCAAGUGGAUGGCAGAACUGGAGUCAGAAGACAUUGAAAUGUUGAAAGAGCUGGGAAGUCUGACCACAGCAAACCUGAUGGAAAAAGUCAAAGGGCUGCAGAACUUGGCAUAUCAGCUUGGCUUGGAAGAGUCCAGAGAAAUGACGAGAGGGAAAUUCCUGAACAUCUUGGAGAGGCCGAAAAAAUGAAGACGGAGGGAGGGACUGAUUGUGUCUGGACCUAUAUCAAGUGACUUUGUAGCAAAAUAACCGUGCCAUGAUCUGUAACAUCUGUAAGCUUAGCUGGAUAAAUUUAUUUAUAUACGCAGAGUUACCAGUUUAUUAGGUACAUAUGCAGGUAUCAACCAUUUUAUCAGGCAAACCUACCAUGUAGGUGCAUUGUCUAGAUAUAUAAUUAUUCUGUUUAUAUGUACAGUUUGUUAUCUGCCAUCUUUCCCCUCUUCCCCGACUGGGAAAGGACCACAGUAGGACUAUUGCUGACCAGGUAUCAUUCAAAUGGGCAACCAUUUUCAGCACAGUAGUGACACUGAGCUAGUAGUAGUGUUGUGCUGGUGUGUAGAAGGUGCAGCAGUGUUACUGGGGAUUUAAACAUCUCCAUGUUGCUGCUGGCUUCAGAAACGGAUAAAGAACUGAUAUAUAACACAAGCUAUAGUCUGUAACUGUACACCUACAAGCUGGGCCAAGCAGCUGGUGUUUGUAAUGAAGUGGCCAGUAAAAAUACAGUGUUUAAAAACACAAUCAGUGCUGCUCUGCCUGAUACUCAUAACAGCACAACGCAUGCUAUGUCCGUGUCGCUGCCGUGCCAAGGUCCAACCCCCACGUUGUAUCUGCUCAGCAGUGGUCUUAUGGUGGUUCUUUCCCAUUCGUGGAUGAGGUUUAGCAACAGAUGAGAUACAGUCUCUAAUUGUAUGCCUACAAAAGUGAACCCUAUGUGGAUGGGGUACCUGAUAAAAUGGCCAAUGGGUGUAGUUACAGGCAUGGUGAACUGAUGCAAGUUCCUGUACAUGUACUAUAAUGUGUAAAAUAUUUUUUGAUUGUUCUUUUUCCUUAAUUAAAUGCCUUUUUUUUUUUGUUCAUUUCUGCUCUAUAUUUAUUGACUGACUAAAUUGCUCGUCUUAUUUCCAGUUAACACAAUUUUUGAAUUCCUUUCAAUUAUUAAUGGGUUCAAACUUGUUAUAACAUUUAAAAGCUACUACUAUAUCUUGUUUGUUUUGUUGAUAUUUAUUCUGUUCCUUUUAAACUUCAGCAAGAUGUAAUAAAAUGUCUCGUGACUCUCCUAAAAAGUAACUUUCAUUAAAAAAGAGCAGUUUAAGCGGCA
Molecule: messenger RNA, 1530 nt
Organism: Ictalurus punctatus (channel catfish)
Lineage: Eukaryota; Metazoa; Chordata; Actinopteri; Siluriformes; Ictaluridae
Gene: lin52
Product: lin-52 DREAM MuvB core complex component
Exons: 6
Coding region: 63-401 (112 amino acids)
Biological process (GO): regulation of DNA-templated transcription
Cellular component (GO): DRM complex
Source: RefSeq, a predicted model, not a curated record